AAAUAUAGUAAAGAAUGGCUUUUAAAAUACCAAUAUUGUGCACAUAUUAUUAAUGCCAAAAAAGUUAUUUGUAUUUGUGGCAAAGCAAUUAAGCUUAAUAGACAUUAUGAGGAAGAUUACUUAAAUCAUUAUGUAAAAAGUUCUGGAUGUAAAGUAAAAGAAG
Molecule: messenger RNA, 163 nt
Organism: Racocetra persica
Lineage: Eukaryota; Fungi; Glomeromycota; Glomeromycetes; Diversisporales; Gigasporaceae
Source: the annotation of a GenBank genome assembly